Culex quinquefasciatus (southern house mosquito) is the source of this 672-nucleotide messenger RNA. RefSeq lists its product as uncharacterized. The transcript has 4 exons. Lineage: Eukaryota; Metazoa; Arthropoda; Insecta; Diptera; Culicidae. The record is from RefSeq and is a predicted model, not a curated record. Bases 1 to 672 code for a protein of 223 amino acids.
AUGGAUUCGGACAAAAUGUCGGCUGUGGACGGUAUCAAACUUGAACUUCAAAAACUGAAAGAGAGCUUGAAUCAAGCGGAAAGUGAAAAUCUCAGACUGAAGGAAUUACUUAAAGAGAUGGCUCUGGCUAAGCAAACUCUCGCAAAUGAGUUGUGGGGAGCUCAAUCAGAGAAUGCAAAACUAACGAAAAAGCUUAGCAAGCAAAAACAUAUAUUUACAGUUCACGCUAAAACGCAAUCCAUCGAGAUGAAUCGAAUAGGAAAAACGCUCGAAGGAUUACAGAACUCGUUACGAACGUCCAACCGGCAGAUGGCUCGUCACAUGCAACGCUGCUCCAACGUCCGGUCCCGGCUGGGGACGAUUUUCCUGCGGAUGUGGUCGACCAAGCAGUGGCACCUGGGCGCCCGGAACCGGUACCAGCGGAUGUGCCUUCAGUUUGCCGAGUACGUGCGGGAACAGAACCGCUACCUGCAGGCCACGGUCGACGCCAAGCUCAGCGUCGAGAGCAUCGCCAGCUGCCACCGGCAGUAUCUGAACCUGUUGACACGAUGCUCGCAGCUACUGCACGAAAACAUGGGUCUGCGGUUGCUGGCGGUUCGGGCACGGGACGAGUCGUCCGCUGGAGUCCGGUCGAGGCUAUCCUUGCAACAGGUGGUUUGGAAUUUGUGUUAA